Molecule: messenger RNA, 402 nt
Organism: Cladophialophora yegresii CBS 114405
Lineage: Eukaryota; Fungi; Ascomycota; Eurotiomycetes; Chaetothyriales; Herpotrichiellaceae
Exons: 2
Coding region: 1-402 (133 amino acids)
Biological process (GO): mitochondrial respiratory chain complex IV assembly
Cellular component (GO): mitochondrial inner membrane
Source: RefSeq, a predicted model, not a curated record
AUGCAUCCAACUCUGCCCCUCCAACGCGGCCUCCUCAAACGCUCCUCAUACUACAACCCAGACUACCGGACCGGUGCAGCCCUCCUCCGCGCCAGACGACCAUACCUCGUAAAGAACACACUCACGGGAAUCGCAAUAUUCGGGUUUGCAAUUGGAGUUUGUAUGCCUGCCUGCCUGCCCUCAGCUCACCUCGUUGCUAUUUCCUUCGAGAAUCAGCCGCUGACGGACGUGUUCGCAAUAAUAGUUUCAUUCACACUAAAAGCCGUCGGACAGGAGACCUUCGACGACGUGAUCGUGCCUUCCGAGCCCCAGACUGCGGCGCAAGCAAUACAACAUCAGAACCAGUCCCAGGCAGUCAAAGCGAAGAUUCCGACCUCACAAGUAAAUGGGAUGCGCUCCUGA